AUGAGUCAGGCUCUGAGCCGUUUCGGCCUAGCACCUCUUGGUAGAGUUUGUGUUGUCUCUGUUCCUAAGCUGUUACAGAAGCUUUCGAAGUAUUAUGGCCUCAGCAAGUGUCUGAAGUACUCCUCUUACGAGGAAUUAUUUGCAUUGCAUUCGGAACUCGUGAUGAACAUGGCUCUUAAAGAUUUCGAGCUUUUCCGUGCUGCAUUGACACGCCAUCGUUGUAGGACAUUCCUGAAAAAGGUACCACUAUUAAUUUCUGCCUUCGAAUUCUUCUCUUCGAGUCAUUUUCUUUCGAUGGAUAUUUUUGUAUUGAUUUCUUAUUCACAUGUUUGCAAAAUUUGCAUUGUUAACCACUCUUUGUCACUAAGUGCUACAUGGUGUUCUGUCCAUGUUAGACAGUUGAAUUUGCAGGAAAUCAUCAAGUACUGGUACCAGAGGUACCGCUUGUUUUCAAAACUGGAUAAAGGAGUACUGAUGGACAGAGAGGGGUGGUUCUCGGUGACACCCGAACGGAUAGCAGAACAUAUUGCUGAUCGAAUGGUUCGUCAACCAGGAAUUCUGAUUGUAGAUGCUUUCGCUGGCGUUGGUGGUAACAGUAUACAGUUAGCCUUGAAAGGAGCAAGGGUUAUAGCGAUUGACAUGGAUCCGAUCCGGCUGAAGUGCGCUCGUGAAAAUGCGAGAGUUUACGGUGUCGAAGACCGUAUUGACUUCAUAUGCUGCGACUUUUUCCACUUUGCUUCGAAGUGGAUGAACGAUGUUGGAAAACCAGUGGAUGCAGUAUUCCUCAGUCCUCCAUGGGGUGGCCCAAGUUAUUUAAAGUCGACGGUAUUUGAUCUUGACGACCUCAAUCCCAAUGGUUUUGAUAUUUUUACGGUGGCAAGGAAGUUAUCACCGAAUAUCGCUUACUUCUUACCCAGGAAUACUGCGCUAAAACAGUUGAUAUCCCUCAGUGGGUCAGGAGGAAGAUGUGAAAUUGAACAAAGUUGUUUAAACAAGAAGAUCAAAACUCUCACUGCCUAUUAUGGGAGUCUAGCCGUUCAAAGAAGCUGA
Molecule: messenger RNA, 1050 nt
Organism: Angiostrongylus costaricensis
Lineage: Eukaryota; Metazoa; Nematoda; Chromadorea; Rhabditida; Metastrongylidae
Source: the annotation of a GenBank genome assembly